Messenger RNA from Soboliphyme baturini, 1640 nucleotides. The record is from the annotation of a GenBank genome assembly. Lineage: Eukaryota; Metazoa; Nematoda; Enoplea; Dioctophymatida; Soboliphymatidae.
AUGGCUUCCAGUGAGGUCAAUGAAGGAAUAAACGAUUCUCUGGAGGUGAAAUCUAUUGAAGAACUUCUUAAAGAACGCGGGGAGUUGAUCGCCAUGCUUUCGGCCGAGAGUGACGAUGCUGGAGGCGACCAUCUGACCAUUCACCAUCAUCAGCAGCAGCCAAACAGCUUCGUGGAUGGUGAGGACCAGUACUCAGAAUUCAUUGAAUCCUUCCAGCAACAGAAGACGAUCGAGGCAUCUUUUAUGUCGAAGUUGGGUGUUGACGACGACCGUCGACAGAUCACGUUUGAUGUCGAUGGAGACGACGAUAUGCCGGCAACGAAGCGCUGCAAGACAGAUCUGGGAAACGACUGUGAUCCGUUCGCGGGUUGUCCUUUGGAUCUGGCUUUUGGGGAUGAGGUUAACUGCAAGACGACCAGCUGGGAGGCGGAUGACCUCCGGUCGUCUUCUAAAGAUUACCGUUUCUUAUCGUCGUCACAUACGGAAGAUGACGUCACUAGCGGGGUGAUCAGUCUGUUUGACAGGGAUGGAUCUCAUUCAAAGAAAGGCGUGCCAGAGAUCUUGAACUUGGAAGACGACCGGUUACCACUACUGAAUAGGUUUUCCGGUGCCGAUGGAGCAGACGAUGGAAGCUGUUUUGGGUCGAAUAUGCCGGGAGAAUUUUCUCAAACCAUUUCUAGUCAUGACGCCGACAACGAUACCUCAUCUGAGGGACUUAUCAACUCCGGGGGUGACACAUCGUCCGACUAUAAGCAGGGUAUGAGCGCACUGCGCGAACUAGGCGAAAUUCUGGCCAAUUCAGAAGGCGGUUGCGAUAGGGAUAAAGGCCGUGGUUAUGGAACGGUGCGCAGAUCAUCCAUCGAUCGUCCGCAGCAGCAGACAUCGUCUUGCUGUGAGACGGACAGGAACAACGAGGAGAUCGACCAGAUGCUAGAUGAAAGCCUGCAGAAUGACCACGGCGAAUCGGUCAAGGAAACUACCGACAACCAGCUUAAAGAUGACGAACUAAAACUCUUAGGCAUCGGCGGCACCGAAGGUAAUGAGGAAGGUGAUGGAGCUUCGGUAAUGUCGCUGAACGGUGAGAUACUGCGGCCGGCGCAUAUCCGUGAGAAGAUCGUAUUGCGCAACCGCGGCACCGAGUACUUUGAGGUACUACCUGACGGCUGGAUCGACGUGACGCAUAACAGCGGCAUCCCGGUCUACCUGCACAAAGAGACGCGUGUGUGCACUCUGUCUCGGCCGUACUUUAUCGGACCGGGAAGCGUCCGCAACCACGACGUGCCUCUAGCAUCGAUCCCGUGCCUGCAUCAAAAACGCAUGAAGGAAUUGGACCAGCAGAAACUACGAGCCACCAAUGAAGCCACAACAGCCGCUGACACCCUCACAAACCCCAGUGCUGUUGACUCAGCAUCCACCACCAACGUCGACGAUAUCAAGAUGAAACUGGCGAUGACGUUCAAGAUGCCUGAGGUGAAGGUGCAGACUACUGAGGACUACGCGUCCAGGAACCUAAAACCUGAGCAACUACACGAGUACACGAAAAAGAUAUUCGAAUUCGAAAAGAUCAAAGGUACCGCAUUUAUGUUCAGCUUAUUCACGCUACGAUUUAAUUAUCCGUUUUUGAGAGACAAAUUAUAAUU